UGCACCUGUCUUCCUCCCAUCAACACCUCAAGCGCUCUCCCAUUGCCUCUCUCUCUCUCUCUCUCUCUCUCUCUCUCUCUCUCGAUCUCCCCUUUCUCAUCUUCCAUCUCUCAUCUCGCUGCCUCUGUUCCCUUAACCUGCCUAAUUGCUUCACUCUCUUCCUCAUAUAAAAUAGCCACUAGAGCCAGUAGCCUAGUAUCUUGGACCUUUACCUCCCUGUCACUGAUUCAACCUACACUAAAGAACACAUCCCAUUAUUGACGAAGAUGUCCAGCAGGAGGACUCGAUCAAGGCAGUCAAGCUCAUCGAGAAUCAGCGAAGAGCAGAUCAAUGAUCUCGUGUCCAAGUUGGAAGCGCUGCUCCCUGAAGCCAGCAUUAGGAGCAACAGCAGUGCGUCGGCUGCUCGGGUCUUGCAAGACACCUGUAACUACAUUAGGAGCCUGCAUCGAGAAGUCGACGAUCUGAGUGAGAGGCUGUCGGAGCUGCUUGCGACGACCGACACAACCAGUGCUCAAGCAGCCAUAAUUAGGAGCUUGCUCAUGUGAUCGAACGCUUUGAGUUUUUGGAAUAAAUUAAGAUGCGCUUAGAAGCUACCCUUUAAUUUUAGCUUAAUGAGGUUUGUCGUGGUCUUCAAUGUAGCAAACUUAAGCUUAGUCUUUUCUGUACCUAUAAGCUAAAUCUUGCUAUGGUGGCUAUUUAUUAGUCCUAGAAAUUCUCAUCUUUAAACAGCUCCAUAUAAAACAAUGGUUCUUCGUCUUAA
Phoenix dactylifera (date palm) is the source of this 760-nucleotide messenger RNA. RefSeq names its product transcription factor ILI6-like. Gene Ontology annotation, molecular function: protein dimerization activity. NCBI's taxonomy places the organism in Eukaryota, Viridiplantae, Streptophyta, Magnoliopsida, Arecales, Arecaceae. The record is from RefSeq and is a predicted model, not a curated record. Gene Ontology annotation, biological process: regulation of growth; regulation of DNA-templated transcription.